AUGAGGGCCCUCUUUCAGCACCGCGGGAGCACAGACUGCUGGGUCACACUCGGCUGCCUCUCUCCAGCCCUGCUCGCCACCGCCCACCAGCUGCGCAGUUGUUGGGAUGGGCUUGAUUAUGAUCCUGAGGAAAGCUUAAAUUCUUCAAGAUCAAAGACUAGGUGCCUUUUCAUCCAAAUGGAAUAUUGUGAUAAAGGUACGUUGGAGCAAUGGAUUGACAAAAUAAGAGGCAAGGAACCAGACAAACAUUUGGCUUUGGAGUUCUUUCAACAAAUAACAACAGGAGUGCAUUAUAUACAUUCAGAACAGUUAAUUCAUAGAGACCUUAAGCCAAGUAACAUAUUUUUAGUAGCUAUGAACCAAAUCAAGAUUGGAGACUUUGGACUUGGUACAUCCCUGAAAAAUGAUGAAAUGCAGACAAGUAAAAAGGAAACUUUAAGAUACAUGAGCCCAGAACAGCUUUCUUCUGUGAAAGACUAUGGAAAUGAAGUGGACAUCUAUGCUUUGGGGCUGAUUAUUGCAGAACUUCUUCAUAUAUGUCCCACUUAUUUAGAAACAGCGAAGUUAUUUAACGAUCUAAGGAGUGGCAACUUAGAUGUAUUUGAUGACAAAGAAAAAGAUCUUCUGGAGAAAUUACUCUCAGUGGACCCCAAGAAACAACCUACCACAUCUGAGAUACUGAAGACUUUGAAGGAGUGGAAUAAUGGUACAGAAAAAAGGAAACGAAACACAUGUUAGAUACUUUAAAAAGUAUCCUGCUUCUGAUAAUUCCGUUUUCCUGUCACUGUCUAAAAUCUGCUUGGGAAUAUUGAUGGUAUUUAUCUUCUAUUUUCAUUUUUUCUCUUAAUUUUUUUUUGCCACAUUUGAAGAAAGGUUUAC
Bubalus bubalis (water buffalo) is the source of this 879-nucleotide messenger RNA. Its product is annotated as interferon-induced, double-stranded RNA-activated protein kinase-like. The transcript has 2 exons. The coding region runs from base 1 to 738 and encodes 245 amino acids. Gene Ontology annotation, biological process: protein phosphorylation. Gene Ontology annotation, molecular function: ATP binding; protein kinase activity. Lineage: Eukaryota; Metazoa; Chordata; Mammalia; Artiodactyla; Bovidae. The record is from RefSeq and is a predicted model, not a curated record.